Messenger RNA from Sardina pilchardus (European sardine), 1774 nucleotides. Its product is annotated as alpha-(1,3)-fucosyltransferase 7-like. The record is from RefSeq and is a predicted model, not a curated record. Gene Ontology annotation, cellular component: membrane. NCBI's taxonomy places the organism in Eukaryota, Metazoa, Chordata, Actinopteri, Clupeiformes, Clupeidae. Gene Ontology annotation, molecular function: alpha-(1->3)-fucosyltransferase activity. The coding region runs from base 282 to 1379 and encodes 365 amino acids. The transcript has 2 exons.
CCUCUCUCUCUCUCUCUGUCAUCCUUUUCUUUCACUUAUGAUAGGAUACGAAAGGAGGAAGGCAGAAAAUGAGAAAGCAAGUAUGAUUGAACCAGAGAGGAAGAGAAACAGAGAGAGAAGUAGACAAAAAAGUUUGAAGAGCUCUGGUUCCGCCAGUCAGCUCAGAGGCACAUCUGUGGGGUGCACAGCCACAUGCAACUGCUCAACCACGAGAACUUCCGGAAGACGCCUGACUCAAGCACACGGUUCCUAAGUGGUUAUACCCUAUCUGGAUAUCUACCAUGACGAUUAGCUUUCCAAAGAAGAUCUGGAUAUCUACCAUAAGAGUUAAAAAGAAAGCCCUCUGUGUACUGCUGUGUACUGCUCUGUGUACCUUCUGUGUACUGCUCAGUUCUUCAUCUUACUCCAUGACUCUAUUGGAUUAUGAACAGAGAAACUCUUUCGACUUUUCAAUCACAAAUACUACCAUCCUGCUCUGGCACUGGCCUUUCAGAAGGUCAUACAGCUUGGGUGAAAAUGUGUGUUUGGAGCAGUAUGGCUAUCGUGGAUGCCUCCUGGUGGAUAAUCAGUCCAUGUUAUCCGGGGCAGAUCUGGUGGUCUUCCACAAUCGCGAGUUGGCAUCAGGUCAGCAGAGGCUGCCAUUGAACAUCUCCCGUCCGCCUGGCCAGAAGUGGAUCUGGAUGUCCUUGGAGAGCCCAGAGAACAAUGGGAAUCUCACAGGCCUUGAAGGUCACUUCAGCUAUGUCAUGACCUACAGACGGGAUGCGGACAUACCCAUCCCAUAUGGAAUACUGGUGCCGAAAGAAGCAAGCAAUGACAGCACAGUUGGUGGCUACUUGGUGUCAAUGAAUAAAACGCACCAAGCCUGUUGGGUUGUGAGUAACUACUCGAAACGACAUAAGAGGUCUGCUGUGUUUAGCCAGCUUAGAAAAGUAAUUAAUGUGAAAGUGUAUGGGAAAAUUACGAAAAACCCUUUGGACGCAGAGUCUCUGUUACCCACAAUCUCUCGCUGCUAUUUCUACCUGGCGUUUGAAAACUCCAUCUCCAGAGACUACAUCACAGAGAAGUUUUGGCGCAAUGGCUUACUAGGGGGAGCAGUGCCAGUAGUUUUAGGUCCACCACGGGAAAAUUAUGAGGCUUUGGCACCAAAAGACUCCUUCAUCCAUGUGGACGACUUCAAUUCCAUUAAGGAGCUUGGAGAGUUUCUGAAGAAUCUGAUUGCAAAUAAAGAACGCUAUGCCUCUUAUUUUGCUUGGAAACAUCGGUAUUCUGUUAAACUGUACACAGACUGGCGGGAGAGGCUUUGUUCUAUCUGUCCUAAUCUCAGCAAAUUAAGAUCACAAAAAAUAUACCAUGACAUUGCUGCAAUGAAGAGAUAAAAAGCACAAGAUUGAUAUUCUAAAUAAUACUUGAUUUUCUAAUCGUUUUAUAUUUUGUGCUUGUGCAAUAUACUGUACUCAUUUUGUUUGUGCACCAUUUUGUUCCAACACAGUUCCAAUACAUUCUACCUCUAAUGUUGAUCUGCUCUUGCCUAAUGCCUGGGUCCCAGGUGGAUCUGAGAGCUAACUGAAUUUGCUCAGGCAGAACUGAUUUCCACCUAGCCAAAAACUAACCGGACCAAUCACAACCGUUGCUCCAGUAUGGGGCAGGUUGACUGUAGAGCAACGUUUAGACACUUUUUAGACACUUUUUGCACAUAACCAAUGUCUGUGCCGGUCACAUCAGUAGUAAUGAUGAGAAUGUGUUUUUUCUUGAAAAAUAAAUAAUUGAAUGU